AUGGAUGGCCCUGGUCUGGUGAAUGAUUUGUUCAACCAGCCUAAGGAGAAAUUGCUGUUCUCACUGCUGCUUUUCAUGCUCAUUAUCGGAUCCUCCCUUUGCAUUGUGUAUCGCACCCUUUUUCAGCGCGGCUCCUCAGUUUCCAAAAGCAGUACCCAUAAAAACAUUGAUCCACAGCUUUUGGUUAAUUUGUGGACUGACCAAAACCGAAAUCUCUGUACGGGUAUUGUGGAUCUGUGCGUUGCCUUCAUAAAUACCUAUACUGACAGGGUUAAGGUGCUCUUCGUUUUUUAUCUUACCAUUCGCUUUAAGUUGGAAAAUGCCAAGCAGGACCUUUUGUGCACAAUCGAAGAUAUUGUCUCUAAUUUGCAUCUGAUAUGGAAAGACGCCGGUGCAUUGCUCGACAGUCAAGAGAUUCUUAAGAGCUCGAAAGGAUGUAAUGAGUUAUUUUCGGACUUGGACUCAAAAGUGACGGAGGAUGAGGGUGAGGACUUGUAUCCGUCCACAUUUUCACAAAGCUUCCACUUCGAAUCAGGGAUAGCUUCAAAGGGGAAUACCAAAACAGCGAUUGAGCUCAAUGCAAAUAUUUUAACAGAGUCCGUGCAUUCACUGCCUGAGGCCGCCAGUAUAAACCCUGUUUUCCUGGACAGUCACCUCCACAUGGCAAAUAUCUUCGCGCCCAGCAGUGAAACGGACGACUCUACGGAGGCUCUACCUGAGCCUAUGGUACUGGCAUACAACCCCAGCCUGAAGAAGAAGCUAGGCGAAAGCAUUUACCGCCGGCACCAACGCUCUGCGUCAGACUUCGUGGACCAAGAGGUGGAGGACACUGAAGGUACGCUUAAUGACACUGAGCCCGUUCCUCUGGACCCCAUCGUUCACCCCCCUGAGGAGCAACAUCCGACGGACCAGAAUGAAGGCAAGCCGGUCUUCUCACUGCCCAAUCAGCGCUCUCUCAAGAGAGUCAUCGAUGUAUCUCCUCUUCAUGAGCGUGUAACUCCGAACCUCGCCUCUAAAAAUCUACUUGUGAAGGUGGUCAAGGCAGAUUUUAUUGACCUUAAAAGUUCCUCCGAUGCUUACUGUGUUGUGGAGUUAGAUGAGCCGUACCAACGUCACGCCACACAUGUUGUACCACCUUCGGAACAGUUAUUUUGGGAUCAGCAUCUACUUUUCGGGCUUAACAGCAACUCAAAACGUGCCACCUUCGAGGUUUUCGAACUGUCAAAAAGACGAAAGUCCAUUUCACGGGGCUACGCGGAGGUCUAUCUGCCGGAAUUGCUGACCAGUUCGGUUAGGGGAUGUUUGAGCGAGCUGUUGCGCUGCAUCCCCUUGGACCCCAAACAGCACUCCUCCUCUACCCUGGGCAUGGCCGUCGGCAUCGGCGGAAGUGGUGGAGGAAAAUGGGACCACACUUCCAAUCCCACCUCCAGCUCCACCUCGCUCACCAUCCGCAAACCCACUGUCACCGCUGAGUUCCACUUUAUGGAGCGGUUGAUUGACGAUCCCUUCUCGGUUUGCAAGGGGCGUUCAGGCGUUAGUUCGCCCACGCCAUUGUCGAAGCUGCGCGCCGCGGCCAUGACCUCUCCUGCCUCCUCCUCAGAUUCCUCCCUCAGCCAGACUGCUGGUGCAGCCGCCUCCGAUUCUACUGGCACUGGCAUCGGCGCUGGCGCGGAUCGCUCCUUGCACAGCUCCAAGGGCGCCUUUCGUCUUCGGAGGGCAGUCACUUUCAACGUCGGUCGACAAGUGGAGAGCGGCAAACAGCAUGAAAGCCGCCUUCAGCGCUCCACUUCGACCCGUGGCUCACGUCUCUUCGAGCCAGCCUUCGAGAAUCUACGUCUAGCAGAUACCAACGCCGCUCUGACCAGCCGUCAACAGUACGGACACCGCGCCGGUGGGGGUUAUGGCGGCUUGCGUCGCAAGUCAGUGCCCCGUGUCCUCUCCACCGGUCUGGGCGGCGGUAGUUCAAGUACCACCAGCGGCUUUGGUCUCCUCGGACCGAGUUCCCAGCUAGCCGCAGUGGUAGCGGGUCUUACUGCCGCCUCUGUGGAGUCCUCCGAUGCCUCUGUUGAUCCAUCUACCGCUGCUGCGGUUGCCUCGGCGGUGGCAGUGGCCGCUGCCACCGGGCGCUCCACCUCCUCCUCCGCGGCUCUCGAUCGCAGGGUCAUGGCGAUAGGGGCCGGAAGUGGUGGAGUUGUGGGUCCAGCGGACAGCCUCUUUGAAGGCACUGCUACCUCUAUGGCCACUCUCGGCAUCUCCGAACAUGAACCACGCAGUGAUACUGUGGUUCGGUAUGCCGCACCCGCAGCAAAUGUAGCAGAGAGUCUGGGGACAUAUUCGGCCCAGCUGCCUCCAAAGCGAUCAGACGCAACAGGAGCAAAGUUGAUUAACCUCUUCAAGUCCAAAAAGAAACACCAGCAGCCAUCCGGUAUGGCGCGCCUGCUUUACUUGCAAGACCUCGAAGGUUCCGAAUUCGACGCAAUUUCGACAGAGGGAUAUCAGAGAAUUCUUCAUGGUGACCAAACUGAGAAGCAAUAA
Molecule: messenger RNA, 2535 nt
Organism: Echinococcus granulosus
Lineage: Eukaryota; Metazoa; Platyhelminthes; Cestoda; Cyclophyllidea; Taeniidae
Exons: 11
Coding region: 1-2535 (844 amino acids)
Source: RefSeq, a predicted model, not a curated record